Trichoderma virens Gv29-8 is the source of this 978-nucleotide messenger RNA. RefSeq lists its product as uncharacterized. Gene Ontology annotation, molecular function: aldose reductase (NADPH) activity. The record is from RefSeq and is a predicted model, not a curated record. Gene Ontology annotation, cellular component: cytosol. Bases 1 to 978 code for a protein of 325 amino acids. NCBI's taxonomy places the organism in Eukaryota, Fungi, Ascomycota, Sordariomycetes, Hypocreales, Hypocreaceae. The transcript has 3 exons.
AUGGGAAAAUCUACAGUGACUCUGGCCUCUGGUCACGACAUGCCUCUUGUUGGGUUCGGACUCUGGAAAGUUCCCAAAGAAACAGCAGCAGAGACAGUAUACAAUGCAAUCAAAGUUGGGUAUCGACUCUUUGAUGGUGCCUACGACUACCAAAACGAAAAGGAGGCUGGAGAAGGUAUUCGCCGAGCUAUCGACGAGGGCCUGGUUAAGCGUGAAGAAAUUUUCAUCACCACAAAGCUGUGGAACAACUACCACCGCAAAGAGCAUGCGUUAGCCAUGGCCAAAAAGCAAAAUGCAGCAUGGGGCUUGGGGUACAUUGACUUGUAUCUCAUUCACUUCCCCUGUGCAUUGGAGUACAUUGAUCCUAGCAUUAGGCAGUACCCUGCAUGGUGGAUGGACGAAGCAGGAGCCAUAGCGCUGGACAAAGUCCCGAUUCGUGAGACUUGGGAGGCGCUCGAAACGGUCGUUGAUCAGGGCAUCUCACGAAGCAUUGGUAUAUCCAACUUCCAAGCACAAUCCAUAUAUGAUAUACUCUCUUAUGCGCGCCAUCCGAUCUCAUCGUUGCAGAUCGAACACCAUCCUUAUUUGGUGCAGCCAGACCUGGUCACUAUGGCGCAGGAAAACGGCAUUAUUGUGACAGCAUACUCUUCCUUUGGACCACAAAGCUUCUUGGAGCUACCUCCGGCUUUCUCCAAAAGAGCGAAAGUGACAGCACUCCUAUUUGAUACGGAGCCAGUGAAAAAAGCGGCUAAGAAAUACAAUGUCACUCCUGCACAGGUAUUGCUGCGAUGGGCAACUCAGAGGGACAUUGCUGUUAUACCAAAGUCGAACAAUCAUGAGAGAUUGGCGCAGAAUCUUCAAGUUACGGACUUUGAUAUGACCAAAGAGGAAUUGGAGGAUAUUUCGGCCCUUGAUCAAGGAUUGCGAUUCAAUGACCCGGGUUUCUACCUGACGCAACCUAUUCGCAUUUUUGCGUAA